This is a messenger RNA of Dendronephthya gigantea, 2163 nucleotides long. RefSeq names its product transforming acidic coiled-coil-containing protein 3-like. The record is from RefSeq and is a predicted model, not a curated record. The coding region runs from base 49 to 2049 and encodes 666 amino acids. NCBI's taxonomy places the organism in Eukaryota, Metazoa, Cnidaria, Anthozoa, Malacalcyonacea, Nephtheidae. Gene Ontology annotation, cellular component: cytoplasm. The transcript has 21 exons. Gene Ontology annotation, biological process: mitotic spindle organization; cell population proliferation.
GAAGUCUGGAAUCGACAACAAGAACGACGGUUGAAGAAUUUUUUCUGUAUGGAAAAAUUGCCCACGAUUGGCAAGGAGAAUUUGUUUGACGCACUCAAUUGUUCGCCGAUUUCGCCAAGUGGCUGCGAACUUUGUCAAAAGACGACAGAAAAGUUGGUAUAUUCGCCGUUGUCUGAGCGAAAUCUCGUACUCCAAGACAACAGUCUGCGAUCGCCAGAAGCUCACAGAUCGUCUAAGGCUGGUUUAUUUCUAAGCACUCCAGUGGAGAAAACACCGGAUCUUUUGCCAGAAGAUCUCCCAGAUUGGGAAGAAAUCCGUAGGUUGGAUGAAGACGAACUUUGGAUAGAACGAACGCAAGUCGUCACUAAAGAAGAUCAUCUUUUCAACAUUGAAAUUGCCAAGGAAGUUGUUAAUGAUAUCAUUGAGAAUCUUCCAAUUGCGAGUAUGGAUGACAGUACUGCUGAAUGCGACAAUACUGUAGUCGAGGUGAAUCUAUUGAAAGAUGAUUUGACCAAUGGCUUUGAUGGUAUGAAAAUUUCUGAAAAAAUUGAAGAAAUCCAAAAUGGAGGUGAUUUUGUGUGCGAUGAGAGACAGGGAAAUGUUGCCAUAGACAUGAAAGAUGUUGUUCAAAAUAACGAAGAAGUCCCAUCGUCAGAUGAACCAGUCAUACAAAGUCAUGGUCAAGAAGAUAAUGAUUUUAUACACUCAUGUUCAGAUUUAGACACGACGGUUAAGGAAAUUUCGGCAAACGACGAGUCGUGUUUGGAAAAUACGAUAUCAGAAGACAUCAGUCUUGAAGAUUUAGAUGAAACGGUCAAAGAAGUAACUCCAGAUGAACAAGCGAGUUCAGCACUCACAACACAGUCAGAAGAUGAUUAUGCAAAUUUUGAGUUUGAUGAAAGCUCUUUCAAGCCAGCUGCAGAGUUUGGUCUCGAGUUAGACUUCCUUGAAAACAUUGGAACGACUGGCGCAGAUCACGAAAGCGAUUUGGCAAGGCAAUCGUUAUAUGUGAAAUUUGAUCCACUCGUAGAGGCCAGAAAACCGAAAGAAACGGAACAAGAACCCGGUGCUCUUGCAAACAUAAAUCCUGCAGACUUGCUUUUCAAAGGCUCUAUUGCUAACGACGACCUGUUAUGUAUGGACACCCCGCCUGAGAAACCUGUGAUAUCCCGUCGCGCCUUGCUCGCCCAAACGGAGAAAGCGGAGACUGGGGAGAGCACGGCAAUAGCAGCGGUCCAGCCUGUUGAUUUAUUAGAAAUAUCGCCAAGCAAAGAUAUUCCCGCAGCAGAAAAACAACCGGAGGAGGAAGAAGCCUCGAAAUCCGUGGAUAGCACUUUACCUGCUAAAGAAGAAUCGCCACUUGUUCAGCCGUUGCAGUUCUCCAAAACAGACUUAGAUAAGGCCGUCGAGGAGGAGAAGAAUAAGUUAUUAAGUCAAUGGAAUUUACAAAAGAGCCUCCACGAGGCUGAUCUGGAAAAAUUACUCGAUGAAAGAAAUGAAAUUCUUGAAGAGCGAAAUAAAUUAUUGGACGAAAAUAAAGUUGUGAAAACUCUAAUGAUGGAAUAUGAACAGACAAUGGCACAGAUGAUCAAAGACAGAGAAAGCGAGAAAAGCCAGCAGGAAAGAUCGAAUUCAGAAAUUGUUAACGAGCGUGAUCAGCUUCAACGUGACUUACACAACACCGAGAAAUCAUUCGCUCAUCUUCAUGAAAAGUUUGGGAAACUGAAGACUGCCGUGGAGUCGUAUCGAAAGAACGAAGACGUCUUGAAGAAAGUGGUUAAGGAUCUACAGGAAGAUGUGAAAAACUCCGAAGCGAAGUAUCAAGUUUUAAAAGGCCAUGCUGAGCAGAAACUACAGGAAGCAAAUGUUGAAAUAAAUCGAGUUCAAACAACGUUCAAAACAGAACUGGCUGGUCUCCAGGCUGCAUUCAAACGCGAAAAGACAAAGGUCUCUUCUUUACAACAAACUCUAGAUCAAAAAAUCAAUGAAAACAAAGAGCUUACAGCAAUUUGUGACGAACUUAUCAGCAAAGUGGGGCCAAUGCCUUAAUUUAGCUAGAACUGUGUAAUGUGUAUAGAUUAAAAGUAUAUUUAAAUUGUCAAAUGUAUAUUUGAAAAUAUAGAAAGAAAGUGCGUUUAUAGACACUUUCUUGUUUUGUAUCAA